Messenger RNA from Rhinocladiella mackenziei CBS 650.93, 732 nucleotides. RefSeq lists its product as uncharacterized. Lineage: Eukaryota; Fungi; Ascomycota; Eurotiomycetes; Chaetothyriales; Herpotrichiellaceae. The record is from RefSeq and is a predicted model, not a curated record. The coding region runs from base 1 to 732 and encodes 243 amino acids. The transcript has 2 exons. Gene Ontology annotation, molecular function: methyltransferase activity.
AUGUCUCAAAUGCGCCUUGAUUCAGUCCGAUCCAUGUACGAUGAGCGGAGCGAGCAGUACGAUGAAAACACUGUCCAUGUCCGGCAAGCGCAAGACUAUCUGGAAUGGGCUCAGCUGAAGAGAGGUGAAAGCGUCCUGGACCUAGGAUGGGGAACCGGCCUAGUGACAUUAGGAGCCAAGCGCGCCGUGGGAGAGUCCGGCCAUGUUGUUGGCAUCGACAUUAGCGAGGGAAUGCUGAAUGUCGCCAGCCGCAAGGCCGCCGCUGCCGGUCUCGAAAUCACCUUCAUCAACCACGACAUAUCAGAUCUCAGUAGCCCGGAAAUCCUUCCCAAAUUCUCCCGAAGCUUCGACGUCAUCACAUUCGGUAUUGUCCCCGGUGGGCGUCUUGUCACAGAUGUCCAAACAAAAGAUGCCAACCUUGUGAUGAACAUUUUUGCCGCCAUUGCGCCGGAAGUUGGCGAAUCGGUACCUUGGGAUGCGCAUCGGUGGCACUCACCGCAGGCACUUGAGGACUUGAUGGUCGAAGCCGGGCUCAAAGUUGACAAGAUCUGGGAGACAGGAUCGUACGCGACAACUCAAUACGACCCUGCCACGGCAUCCCAGAUCUACGAGCAGGCUGUUAGCAAAUCCAUGUUCAAGAACUUUGGCCGGGACGAAAUCCGUGAGAAGACGAAAGGCUUGUUCGUCGACAGGCUGGCAGAGUUGGCGGGGGCCUACGGGUUCAAUUGUUGA